GUGUUUAGAAUGACGUCAUGGAUCUUGCUUAUUCACGACACUUCACUUCUUUCUCGCAGCAGCAAUUUCAAACAACAUGUCCAUGUGCACCUGCUGCUGCUCUGCUGCCAAUAGUCGAUCUCAAAGCUCCCGUUCAUGCCUUGAAGAAACAAACAAAACACAAUAGUACCCACUGUCAUAAUUGAGAUAGAUUAAAAGUAAACAGCAAAAAGAUGCCAGCUCGUCGAUACCGCUAUCCCGAUGACAGCGACAGCGAAGAAGAAGCAUUACCGAACAAUUUGGAUCCCAGUGUGGCCGCCUUGUUGGAGCCAUUAGGAGAUGACGAAGUUUCGAUGAGUUUAUUGCGGACUCGCAUCGCGUUGAUGAAGUUGCAACAAGCACGGAUCCGAGGAAACUCGGACUAUGCUGCCAAGAUUAUGGAUCAUGCCAUUGAUGAAGGUGCACGCGAUCGCACAGCUUGGACGUUGUUGGAGAAACACAUGAAAAAGUUGGAAUCACAAGUCAGUGACCUGGAUCGGAAUGCACAACAACAAGAAAACGCAGAUGAUAAGAAGGAAGACGACAAGAAAGACGACAAUACCAAAACAGAUAAUGACGAAGACAAGGGAAAAACUGGCGAUGAAGCUAAAGAGGAAGAAGAAGACGAAGUGACAUCUGAACAAGUGAAGAAACUCAAAGAGGAGGUGGAACAAGAAAAGGAAAGAGCCAAUUCUUUGGGAGAGUUGUUGAUGCAUAGUCUCGAGGAAGAGAUUGGAUCUGUGCUGGCUGAACAGACCAGUCUCAAGGAUCGAGAAGAAAGAGUCAAGGCACGAGUUCGAUCGUUGGAUACGACCCUCAAAAAGUUGCCCGGGGAACAUUCCAAAACAAAAGAGCUUCACGACCAAAUGAAAGAUGUCCACGAAAACCAAUGCACUCUCGUAAAUGCACUUUGUGCUGUCUGUCAUGAACAAUCUGCUACCAAGGCCGUCAUUCCUUGUGGCCAUUUGUGUCUCUGCGAUGAAUGCACCAAGUCCAUUACCGAAUUGGCUUCCUCACAGCGAUCAUGUCCUCUUUGUCGAGGCAAUCUGCUGAGUACACUUCACAUCUAUACAUCCAAAUAAACCGAAUGAAUGUAAGCAAGAUUCUAAGAGGUAAUAUCCUUCCUUGCACUGUUGGUAUCAAAGCCGUUGCUCUUUUAGUACCUGGUACAUGCUCUCGCAUGACCUGACUGGAGGAUACAAGGUCCUUCCGGGCCUUUCCAUCAGAGCGCCCUUGAUCAAAUGCGAGCUUUUGACAUUAUUAUCUGUCGGGAUUGACACCUCCUGGAGAAGCCACAGUCCAGCAACAACCUCUGUCUGUUUCAUACUACCGGUGGCUAGCUAGAAAAACAUAAUGACUUCAUAGUUUCUGGACCAGGCCUAGUU
Messenger RNA from Seminavis robusta, 1403 nucleotides. NCBI's taxonomy places the organism in Eukaryota, Bacillariophyta, Bacillariophyceae, Naviculales, Naviculaceae. The record is from the annotation of a GenBank genome assembly.